This is a messenger RNA of Boleophthalmus pectinirostris (great blue-spotted mudskipper), 2258 nucleotides long. RefSeq names its product cytochrome P450 11B, mitochondrial. Bases 135 to 2258 code for a protein of 707 amino acids. Gene Ontology annotation, cellular component: mitochondrial inner membrane. Gene Ontology annotation, molecular function: monooxygenase activity; heme binding; syntaxin binding. The transcript has 13 exons. The record is from RefSeq and is a predicted model, not a curated record. Lineage: Eukaryota; Metazoa; Chordata; Actinopteri; Gobiiformes; Gobiidae. Gene Ontology annotation, biological process: neurotransmitter transport; cellular response to peptide hormone stimulus; glucocorticoid biosynthetic process.
AAUAAUAAGAUCUUAUGUGUGUCUUUGUCUUCUCCACAGCCCUCGACCCAAAUCCACGUCUGCAGAGCAGCACAACAUGAGCAGAGAACAACACAAGCACAUCUCCUCUGAACACCUUUGAUUACACAGAGCACAUGGAGUCAGUGGUGAAAGUGAAGAAGUGCUUUCAGAAGCCCAUGAGGAAGCUGACAAGCUGUGUGCUGAAGCAGGAGGAGAAGAGGCUCUGCUCGGGACACAGGUCGAGGAGAGACAGACGGCCGGGCACCAGGAGGAGGAAGGACCCUCUGAGACAGACUCCCCCUCGCUCCUACCAGGCCGACCUCGACAAGGAGAGGAAACUGAGGGAAGCCAUGAACGCUCAGAAGAAUGCAGAGAGAGCCGCCAUGAGAGCACACUUCAGGAGGAAAUACCAACUGUCUGAGGACCCUCAGGACUGGUACCACCUGCGCUCCUUCGGGGGGAAAGUGGCACUGCCUCAUGAGCUGUCCAAGAUUAUUUAUCCAGAAGCUCAGACCAAGGACGAGGGCUUCGACCUGCUCAGCGCUUUCCAAGGUCUCAGCCUCAACCCAGUGAUUGGAGCCAGCGGCCCGAGCGCAGACGGCUGCAGAGUCAUAGGGACUGGAGCCAAGAGGAGCAUGUCCUCCCCAGUGAUGGUGUGGUGCUCUCAGGGACAGGCCUGCAGACAGGUGCUCCCCAGAGGCUUCAGUCUGGCUGCUACCAGCCCAGUGGAGGAUGGGGCAGUGGAGCAGGGGGCAGUGAGGACUGUGGGGGUCCGGAGGAGGGGUGUAGACGGGCGCGUACGCAGAUUUGAGGAGAUCCCUCACACUGGACGCAGCGGCUGGGUCAACCUGCUCAAGUUCUGGAGAGAGGAUCGUUUCAGACACCUGCACAAGCACAUGGAGAAGACCUUCAAGGAGCUGGGACCCAUCUACAGAGAACACGUGGGCACCCAAAACACAGUGAACAUCCUAUUGCCGGGCGACAUCAGUGAGCUGUUCCGCUCCGAGGGGCUGCACCCUCAGAGGAUGACCCUCACAGCCUGGGCCACGCACCGAGAGAUCCGACAGCACAGCAAGGGGGUCUUCCUCAAAAAUGGUGAGGAGUGGCGAUCCGACCGCCUGCUGCUCAACAAGGAGGUGAUGAUGGCCUCAGCCGUACGACGCUUUCUGCCCCUGCUCAAUGAAGUGGCCACAGAUUUCUGCCAGAUGCUGAUUGGACGAGUGGAGCGUGAGGGACGUGGCCAAGGAAGCAGACGCAGCCUCACCCUCGACCCCAGCCCUGACCUCUUUCGCUUUGCCCUGGAAGCCAGUUGUCAUGUCCUGUACGGGGAGCGGAUUGGCCUCUUCUCCGCUUCUCCUUCCCUCGAGUCUCAGAAAUUUAUUUGGGCGGUGGAGAGAAUGCUGACCACCACUCUGCCACUGCUGUUUCUGCCCCCUCGCCUGCUCCUCCGCAUCGGCGCUCCCCAGUGGACCCAGCACGCCAAAGCAUGGGACCACAUCUUCAGCCAUGCUGAGUCUCGGAUCCAGAAGGGUUACCAGCGCCUGUCCUCCUCCAGAGCGCAGGAGUCAUCCACAGUGGCCAGUAGGGGGCAGUACCCAGGGGUUUUGGGUCAGCUGAUGGAGAAGGGACAGCUGUCUCUGGACCUCAUCAAAGCCAACCUGACUGAGCUGAUGGCGGGAGGGGUGGACACGACUGCUGUCCCUCUGCAGUUUGCUCUCUUUGAGCUGGGUCGAAACCCCGUGGUGCAGGAGCAGGUGAGGCAACAGGUGAGGGAGUCGUGGGCUAAAGCUGGAGGAGAUCCUCAGACCGCUCUGCAGGGGGCGCCACUCCUCAAAGGCACCAUCAAGGAGAUCCUCAGGCUGUAUCCAGUGGGGAUCACAGUGCAGCGCUAUCCAGUCAGAGACAUCGUCAUCCAGAACUAUCAUAUCCCGGCCGGGACAGCGGUGCAGGCCUGUCUGUACCCGAUGGGACGGAGUGCAGAGGUGUUCCCCGACCCCCUGCGGUUCGACCCGGGCCGGUGGGCGAGCAGAGGAGAGGAGGCAGGCACAGAGGGGGCGGGGUUUCGCUCCUUGGCGUUUGGCUUCGGGUCGAGGCAGUGUGUGGGGAGAAGGAUUGCAGAGAACGAGAUGCAACUGCUCCUGAUGCACAUCUUGCUGAACUUCCACUUGACUGUGCCCUCUUCAGAAGACCUGGAGACCACGUACACUUUAAUCCUACAGCCGCGGAUCCCUCCUAAAAUCACGUUCCACAAGCUCUGA